AUGGCCGCCUUCCUCCCCGUCGUCGCGCUCCCGCACCGUGCCGCCCCCGCUACCCGCUCGGUAAGCCGUCGCCCGCCGCGCGCCAUACUCUCGCCGGCGCCUUCGCGCGCCGUGCUCGACUACGAGCGCUUCUUGGGCCUGGAAACCUCGCGGGGCAAUGCCCUGCCGGACGCCCCCGUCUUCGAGACGGCAGCCGGCGCCCUCGUGUGCGAGUGGCCGUCACCGUCCCACCCGACCCAGACGGGAGACGGUUCCGUCUCUGCCAUGCUCUGCAUCGUAGACUACGAGGCCUUCCUCGCCACCGACCAAGCAAAGGGCGUCGACCCGUCCGCCCCAGUCUACUGCACCCCGGAAGCCGCUCUGGUGUGCCAUUAUCAUGACUGA
Molecule: messenger RNA, 384 nt
Organism: Chondrus crispus (carragheen)
Lineage: Eukaryota; Rhodophyta; Florideophyceae; Gigartinales; Gigartinaceae
Exons: 1
Coding region: 1-384 (127 amino acids)
Source: RefSeq, a predicted model, not a curated record